Molecule: messenger RNA, 483 nt
Organism: Cooperia oncophora
Lineage: Eukaryota; Metazoa; Nematoda; Chromadorea; Rhabditida; Trichostrongylidae
Source: the annotation of a GenBank genome assembly
AUGACAAGUCGCUUGGAAAAAGAGGAUAAAUGGAAGAAAGUGCUGACACUACAGCGUAAGAGAAUGGCAAUAUCGUUGAUCACUGCAUCCCAUCUUUAUAAAGUCGAAAGACACCGUGGAAUAAACUUCUUUUUGCCGGCCUUCUCUGUCCUAUGGCUAGCGGAGGAAGACGUGGGCCAGGAUAAACUGAUUGCGGAUCUGGUUAGUGGCGUCAUUGAGGAGGACAUUCCUCACAUAGAAAUGAUACUGGAGGAUGGUGUACUCGUUCCUGACUCUGAAAGUCGUGAUAGCGACUACAUUCGUUUGCCGUACUAUGUCGCCAGUCUUCACCCAUCCGAGGAGCGAAGAUGGCGAUCGACGAUGAGGAAUUUGAUCAACGCUGGGGAUGGCCUGCGGGGUCAAGAUAAUCCCUUCACUGAACGUUUUUCAGAGGGAAUGGCUCCGGCGGAUUGGAACAGCAUGGCCGAUGUUGCCAAUAAAUAA